Notolabrus celidotus (New Zealand spotty) is the source of this 1395-nucleotide messenger RNA. Its product is annotated as CUE domain-containing protein 1-like. The annotation marks the transcript as partial. The record is from RefSeq and is a predicted model, not a curated record. NCBI's taxonomy places the organism in Eukaryota, Metazoa, Chordata, Actinopteri, Labriformes, Labridae. The transcript is spliced from 10 exons. Gene Ontology annotation, molecular function: ubiquitin binding.
UUCCAGUUUCCAGUUAGCAGCUGUGUUUUCCGGCAGACAGUCUGCUGCUGAGCAGGCUCGGACAGUCUCCUUCUGUUCCACAUUACAAUGAUACAGCCUCCUCUCUGCUGCUGUGUGUGGAAGGGUCCUGCUCCUCUCUGUCCGUGCUGAUGACUGUGACGUAGCCAUGAGCGCCCCCUGCUGGACUCUAACCUCUACCUGGUGACAGAACCUUGGACCUGUACUUUCUGUCACCUUCCCGUGUUCAGUCCUCUCUCUCACUGUAACACGGUCGGCCAUGUUGGAUGCGUAGAAGAAGAGCCGUCCAAUCGGAAGGCCAGGAUGACCAGCCUGUUCAGGCGCAGCAGCAGUAACGGCGGCUCGAGGAGCGGGGGCGGCGGCGGAGGUCAGGGCCAGCUCAACAACAGCAGGUCCAACCGGCAGGUCCGACGGCUGGAGUUCAACCAGGCCAUGGAGGACUUCAAGACCAUGUUCCCCUCCAUGGACUACGAGGUGAUCGAGUGCGUGCUGCGCUCCAACAACGGAGCCGUGGACGCCACCAUCGACCAGCUGCUGCAGAUGAGCAUCGACGGGCACGGCUCCGAUGACAGCUCCGACUCGGAUGACAGCAUCCCAGCAGAGAUUCUGGAUCGAACGCUGGAGCCCGACAGCUCAGACGAGGAGCCGCCUCCAGUCUACUCCCCGCCGACGUACGACAUGCACAUUUAUGACAGGAAGUACCCGGAGGCCCCGCCCACUCCCCCGCCGAGGUUUGAAGCAGAACCACCUCCAGGUCACCAGCAGGUCAGAAGUUACCGUAACUGGAACCCUCCUUUGCUCGGGAACCUCCCGGACGACUUCCUGCGGAUCCUGCCGCAGCAGCUGGACAGUAUUAAGAGCUCUCAGAGCAGCCUCUCCCAGCCCUCGUCCUCCUCCUCCUCCUCAGUCUCUUCAGUGGGCCAGUGGACAGCCGGGUCUGGUUCUGCGUCAGGAGCUGCAGGGACCACAGGAGGUCCAGGUCUGAACUCAGGAGCUACAGAACAAGACAAGAAGCUGAAGCAGUAUCUGGAGGACGAGCGGAUUGCUUUGUUCUUGCAGAACGAGGAGUUCAUGAGAGAGCUGCAGCGCAACCGCGAGUUCCUCAUUGCCUUAGAGAGAGAUCGCUUGAAGUAUGAAUCAAAGAAAUCAAAGUCCAAUCAUUCAUCUAGCAUGGAGAGUUCCACAGGAGAGCAGUGCUCUGCGGCUUCAAUGGACGCCGUCUCAGAUGACGCCAUGUUCAGGGACAAACUCAAACACAUGGGAAAAUCUACAAGAAAGAAGCUGUUUGAAAUCGCCAGAACGUUCUCAGAGAAGACGAAGAGGAGAAAGUCUAAACGGAGGACGCUCCUGAAGCACCAUUCACUGGGCACCGCCAAC